AUGGGGCACUGCCGGCUACUGGCUUGCCGCACCUGGGCAGGGGCACAGACACGCAGGGCGGUGGUUCAGCCUGGACGGCACGAGCGGGCUUUCCGGCCCGCUCGUGGCCCGUUUAGGACCGGCCCGUACGGUCCAGGCCCGAUAGAAAAAUCGAUAGAGGCCCUGCCGAGCACCCCUUCCCCUCGUUCCAUCCCCUCCCUCCUCGCUCGAUUCCUCCCCCUCCUCACAAACAGAGGCGCCUCCUCCUUUGCUCUAUCCCUAACCCUAACCCAAGGCGACGGCGCCGUUGCCCGCGGCUCUCCCUUCACCGACGGCGUCAUCUCUUCCGAGUCCGAGCUGGAGGAGCACAUCUACGUCGGGGAGGCAGCAAGGCCAGCACGCCGUCGGUCCGUCCUUCCCUGGUUCCUCACCGAGCGCCACGAAGAGGAAAAGAUAAUGGUGAAGGAGAAGGGGAAUGAGAAGGGAAAGGGUGCUGGUAAGGAGAAUGCGAAGGCGAAGGCAAAGGAGAAAAGCGUGAAUUACCUAAUUAGACAAGAUUCGGCGUUGCCUCCGCCGGUUCCGAGGAAGAAGAGGAAGCCUAAGGUGCAGAUUAAGAAGGCGAAAGACUUUCCCAAUGCCCCAACGGGAGAGUUGAUUUGUAGGUUAAAAAAACACCAUCCACCUCCGAGGCGUCUCCCCGACCGCACCGGUGCCGGCGUGCGUGCCGCGGAAGCCGCUGCCUCUACUAUUGUGGUAGAUGACGAGGAGAAGGAGGAUGAGGACGAGGACGAGGACGUGGACAUGGAUGAGGAUGAGGACAAGGACAAGGACAAGGACGAUGGGGAAUAUGAGGAGCAAAAUCUGUUUAUAGUCCCACCACAACCGGGUGCUGAUAUGUCGGAUGAUGAUACAUCAGAAGGGUAUAAGGAAUCAGCUGAUGAACUAGAAGGUGACACUAUGUCCGAGGAAUCACUUGUGCAUGUUGUAUCUAGUGAGGAGGAGGCAAGAGAAAGGAAAAAGAACAAGAGGCGAAGAGCCAAUGCUCCUGUUAGGAUGUCAUCGGAUGUUUGGGCCCAUUUUCACAAGGUCAAAGAGCCAUCGACGGAGCAUCCGGGAGAGAUUGUGUUGAAGGCUGUUUGUAAUUAUUGUCCCAAAAAGAGGUAUGCGUAUACGCAAGGUGGCAGCACCUCAACUAUUGGAAGGCAUAUCUUAAAAUGUGAAGGUUUAAGGAACAAGAUCGCUAGGAAUGCCAUCCAAACAACUCUUGAACUGCGCAAAAUCAAUGGUCCAACAAGUGCUCCAACAAUGCACCCCUCUAUUGAGUACAACCAAGGAAUCGUCAAGGAGCUUAUUGCUAAGAUGAUAUGUGUGCAUGAGUAUUCAUUUAGAAUGGUUGAACAUGAGUGGUUCAACAUUCUGAUGAAAUGCAUGAAUCCAAAUUAUAAACCCAUUGGAAGGAAGGCAAUACGAGCCGAGUGCAUGAGGGUUUACAAGAACGAAAAAGAGGUGCUGAAAUCUCUCCUAAAGGGUGUGAGCUCCAUAUGUCUAACUACAGAUUUGUGGACAAGCAACCAAACCUUAUCUUACAUGUGUGUGGUUGCACACUAUAUAGAUGAGAAUUGGAACUUACAAACCCGUGUGCUUGCUUUCAUAGAGUUGGAUCCUCCUCACUCUGGAAAUGUCAUUGCGGAUGCUCUCUAUGCGGUUGUGCUAGAAUGGAAUAUUGAGACCAAAAUUAUGUCCGUCACACUUGACAACGCUUCAAACAAUGAUGGUGCGGUCGAUGCUUUGAAGGCCAAGUUCUUGUUCCGGAGAGACAUUCAUCAUGUGGAUGUUGAUCUUGCUAUUUUGGAGAUGAAUGUCAAAGUGAUAUUUCUCAUGUGAAGGCUACUUUUGCAUUUCUGUUAUGUUUGUCAUGAACUAUGAAUUGUCACUGCUAGCUUGGAGAUGAACCUCUCAUUUGUGUUAUGUUCAACUUGUCAAUUGCCAUGGACUUGGAAUUGUUAGAGCAAGUUUAUAAUCGUGUCGUUCAAUGAUGAUAAGACCUUAUGUUUGUGGAUGUGAUAUUGUGCUUAACCUGAUUUGUGCCAUCUUUCAUGUCAAAAUCAGUUUGUGGAUGUCCAAAAAACAAAGGAAAUGCUGUCCAAAUUUAGUUA
Molecule: messenger RNA, 2135 nt
Organism: Triticum dicoccoides
Lineage: Eukaryota; Viridiplantae; Streptophyta; Magnoliopsida; Poales; Poaceae
Product: nucleolin-like
Exons: 5
Coding region: 1-1863 (620 amino acids)
Molecular function (GO): DNA binding
Source: RefSeq, a predicted model, not a curated record